CUUUUUCCAUCAUCUCGUCAUCAUACGUCGUUUCAUUUCCUGCGCCAGGACAGGCUCGCACAGAAACGACAUUCUGUGAGAUACUAUCAGCAUGGCUGAGCCGACUUUCCAGGCCGAGUCGCAAUGGCUCGCCCAGAUGACUGCCAUGAGGCAGGCAAUCGCCGAAUUGAAGUUGCCACCGUGGAACGACGAAUCUCAGAUGUACGGCGCAGAUCUAGACCUGGAAGGAGACCUCAGUGAAGACACUCAAGACGACAUCUGGGAUGUCGAAAGUGAAUUGGAUGAGAGUCCUCCAAGCGAAAGUUAUGAUGAUGCUGUCAAUGGCUUCAAGACUCCGGAUCAUGUCACGGAUGGUGUGUUCAACAAAACAUGGUUGCAAAGCAAAUGUGCUGCUUUCGCCAGGUCAAGAACGGGCAUUGAUGCCUCCGAUCUUGAACAGCAGAUUACUGCCCUUCUUGCCUCCGAUAAUUCUGAAGAUGAACUGCAGAUGUCUUUGGCCGAUAUUAUCGGUUACGAUGACCUGGACUUUGUGAUUGAGCUCAUCUCACACCGCAAAGAGGUCUUGACCGCACCGAACGCCACAAGUCGUCAGACAGACGGCCUUUUCGGACAGCUACAGACUCGCCAGGAACGAGAAACGGGGCUGAGACAGCAAGACUAUGAACACAAGAGUGCUGCACUAGCCCCAGCUUUCGAUCGAGGUGCGCCAAAGUAUGCACAUGUCUACAAGUCUGAUUCGGCUGCCUCCGGUAACAUUCUGGACGUCUCUGGGAAAAGAUAUGGCCUUCCUCUAAACAGCACCAGAAAUGACUAUGCCAAGUAUGAGGAAUACAGUAUCCCUGCAGCCAAGGUGGGCACGCUGGCCGCGGGUCAGAAACUGGUCAAUAUCGCAGAUAUGGAUGGCUUGUGUCAACGUACAUUCAGAGGGUACAGCUCGCUCAAUCGGAUGCAAAGCCUUCUCUAUCCUGUUGCCUAUACCACAUCGGAGAAUAUGCUUGUCUGUGCCCCUACCGGUGCUGGCAAGACUGAUGCUGCCAUGCUCACCAUCCUCCAAACCAUCUCGAAGAACGUCAUUCCGAACCCAAUUGACGAGCCUGAUGCUACAGACUUUGUCCUGAUGGCCGACGACUUCAAGGUGGUGUAUGUUGCGCCAAUGAAAGCCCUUGCAGCGGAAAUCACAGACAAGUUGGGCAAGCGUCUUGCUUGGCUCGGAGUCCAAGUACGUGAAUUGACUGGCGACAUGCAAUUGACGAAGCGAGAGAUUGCGGCCACACAAAUCAUAGUGACAACACCUGAAAAAUGGGAUGUGGUCACUCGAAAGAGCACCGGCGACACUGAGCUUGUACAGAAGGUUCGGCUCUUGAUUAUCGACGAGGUCCACAUGCUUCAUGACGAUCGUGGUGCUGUUAUCGAAUCACUCGUCGCAAGAACACAGAGACAGGUAGAAAGCACACAAUCGCUUAUCAGAAUCGUGGGCCUUUCGGCCACGCUCCCGAAUUAUGUCGAUGUUGCCGACUUUCUCAAAGUCAAUCGGAACAAUGGUCUCUUUUAUUUUGACGCCUCGUUCCGCCCGGUACCCCUCGAACAACACUUCAUCGGUGUCAAGGGCAAGGUUGGCAGCAAGACCCAGCGAGAUAACCUUGAUCAUGUUACCUUUGAGAAGAUCAAAGAGCUCUUGAAGCAGGACAAGCAAGUCAUGGUGUUCGUUCAUUCCAGAAAAGACACUGUUCUGACUGCUCGAACCCUCUAUCAAAUGGCUAUCGACGAUGGCUGUGACUCGCUUUUCAUGCCUGAGCCGGACCAUCCGGCGUAUGUCAGAGCAUUGUCUGAUCUGAAGUCGACUCGAGGCCGUGAGCUUCGGGAUAUCGUUCCCAAGGGAUUUGGUUGUCACAAUGCGGGCAUGCCUCGUACCGACCGGAACUUCGUGGAGAGGAUCUUCUCCGAAGGCGCUAUCAAGGUGCUUUGCUGUACAGCAACACUGGCAUGGGGUGUCAACUUGCCCGCCGCGGCCGUCAUUAUCAAAGGAACGCAGCUUUACAGUGCCGAAGCUGGUAAAUUCGUCGAUCUGGGCAUUCUGGACGUGCUUCAGAUUUUUGGUCGUGCAGGCCGUCCUCAAUUCCAAGACAGUGGUAUCGGCUACAUUUGCACAACUCAGGACAAAUUGCAACACUAUCUAUCUGCCGUGACUCAACAACAGCCGAUCGAAUCAAGGUUCUCCCAUCGAUUGGUUGACAAUCUCAACGCUGAGAUCAGCUUGGGCACUGUCACUACCGUCGUGGAAGCUGUGACCUGGCUCGGAUAUUCUUAUCUUUUCGUUCGCAUGCGGAAAAAUCCUGCAGCCUACGGCAUCGACGUCGCCGAGUCUCUGGACGACCCUCAACUCGGGCAACGAAGACGGAAAUUGAUCGUCGAUGCAGCUCGAACCUUGCAUAGAAGCCAAAUGAUCAUUUUCAACGAGAGAACAGACGAACUCCGUUCCAAGGACGUUGGGCGGAUAGCCAGUCAGUAUUACGUGCUGCAGAACAGCAUUGAGAUCUUCAAUACUAUGAUGAGGCCUCGAGCUAGUGAUGCAGACGUCCUCAAAAUGAUCAGCAUGAGUAGUGAGUUUGAUAAUAUUCAAUCCAGGGAGAACGAAGCUCAAGAACUACAUCGGCUUCGCCAAGAAGCUGUCGUAUGCCAGGUCGAGGAGCCAAAGAGCGCACCAAUUACCUCAGAAGACAAGAAAGAACAGAAAGUCAUUGAGAACCAUGCAAAGACGAAUAUCCUGCUCCAAUCCCACAUUUCAAGGGCGAAGCUGGAAGAUUUUGCUUUGGUCUCUGAUCUGGCAUAUGUUGCACAAAAUGCCGCCAGAAUCUGUCGUGCUCUUUUCAUGAUUGCCCUGAACAGAGGUUGGGGUUACCAAUGCCAGGUAUUACUUUCCAUGUGCAAGGCAAUUGAGAAACAGAUGUGGCCAUUCCAGCACCCUUUCCACCAAUUCGACCUCCCCCUUCCAGUUCUCAAGAAUCUGGACGACAAAGCACCCUCAUCGAACAUUGAAAGCCUGCGCGAGAUGGAACCAGCUGAGAUUGGCAGCCUUGUUCACAACCAGAAGAUGGGCAACACCAUCUCCAAGUUGCUCGACAAUUUCCCGACCUUGUCUGUCGAAGUCGAGAUGGCUCCUCUCAACCGCGACGUGCUUCGGAUGCAGUUGUACCUUUAUCCUGAAUUCGUCUGGAACGAUCGCCACCACGGCACUUCCGAGUCAUAUUGGGUCUGGGUUGAAAACUCUGACAGCUCAGAAAUCUACCAUCACGAGUAUUUCAUUCUCAGCAGGAAGAAGAUACACGAUAGCCACGAACUCAAUUUCACAAUCCCCUUGGCUGAUCCUCUUCCCUCGCAAAUAUACGUUCGGGUCAUCUCCGAUCGCUGGCUAGGUGCAGAGACAGUUCAACCAGUCUCAUUCCAGCACCUGAUCCGGCCAGACACCGAGAGCGUCUAUACCGACCUUCUCGAUCUGCAACCGCUUCCUAUCAGUGCUUUGAAGAAUCCAUUACUCGAAGAGCUGUACGGACAGCGUUUCCAAUUCUUCAACCCUAUGCAGACACAAAUAUUUCAUACACUGUACCACACGUCGAACAACGUCCUCCUAGGAUCACCGACCGGGUCUGGCAAAACUAUUGCAGCAGAACUCGCAAUGUGGUGGGCAUUCCGCGAACACCCGGGAAGCAAAGUGGUCUACAUCGCGCCCAUGAAAGCGUUGGUCCGAGAAAGAGUGCAAGACUGGCGCAAACGGCUGACUGGCCCCAUGGGCUUGAAGUUGGUCGAAUUGACCGGUGACAAUACGCCUGACACCCGAACGAUCCGGGAUGCCGACAUCAUCAUCACCACGCCCGAGAAAUGGGACGGUAUAUCCCGAUCCUGGCAGACUAGAUCCUACGUGCGCCAAGUGUCGCUCGUCAUCAUCGAUGAAAUCCACCUCCUCGGCAGCGACCGUGGUCCUAUCCUCGAAAUCAUCGUCUCUCGAAUGAACUACAUUGCCUCACAAGCCGAGUCCGGCUCGAUUCGAUUGAUCGGCAUGUCCACUGCCUGUGCGAACGCAACCGACCUGGCCAACUGGCUGGGCGUCAAGCCAGGUAACAACCAAGGCCUCUUCAACUUCCGGCACAGCGUCCGGCCUGUGCCCUUGGAAAUCUACAUCGACGGCUUCCCCGAGCAGCGCGGUUUCUGCCCACUCAUGCAGAGCAUGAACCGGCCAACGUAUCUAGCCAUCAAGAACCACAGCCCCGACAAGCCCGUCAUCGUGUUCGUCGCGUCGCGACGCCAAACGCGCCUGACCGCAAAAGACCUGAUCAACUUCUGCGGCAUGGAAGAAGACCCACGGCGCUUCUUGCACUUCGAUACCGAAGACGACCUCCAAGCCACAUUGUCGGCUGUCAAGGACGCCGCGCUCAAAGAAGCGCUCAGUUUCGGCAUCGGCCUGCACCACGCCGGUCUGGUCGAGUCGGAUCGCACUUUAUCCGAACAACUCUUUGCCGCGAACAAGAUCCAGAUUCUCGUCGCGACGAGCACGCUGGCAUGGGGCAUCAAUCUUCCCGCACAUCUGGUCGUCGUCAAGGGCACGCAGUUCUUCGACGCCAAGAUCGAAGGCUACAAGGACAUGGACCUGACGGACGUGCUGCAGAUGCUCGGCCGGGCGGGCCGGCCGCAGUUCGACACGAGCGGCAUCGCGCGAAUAUUCACGCAAGAUGCCAAAAAGGCGUUCUACAAGCACUUCCUGCACAGGGGCUUUCCGGUCGAGAGCUCCCUGCAUAAGGUCCUGGAUAACCAUCUGGGCGCCGAGGUGUCUGCGGGCGUCAUCACUACGAAGCAGGAUGCUCUGGAUUACUUGACGUGGACUUUCUUCUUUAGGAGACUUCACAAAAACCCGACAUACUACGGGCUCGAGAUUGGUGCCGAGGAGCACCGUGAGUCGCAACUCGUCGCGCGGCAGAUGGCGUCCGAGUACAUGGUCAGUCUUGUGGACAAGAGUCUGGACGAUCUGGCGGAGAGCGAUUGCGUACUCGUGCAUAGCAAUGGCGACGUGGACGCCACGCCGUUCGGCAAGAUUAUGAGUUAUUACUACCUGAGUCAUUUGACGGUGCGGCAGUUUUUGACCAAGGCGAGAAGGACGCCACGCGCCACUUUUGCCGAUGCGUUGAGCUGGGUCAGCCUGGCGACCGAGUUCGAUGAGUUGCCCGUCCGGCAUAAUGAGGAUCUGAUCAAUGCGGAGCUGGCGAAGAAUUUGCCCUUGCAUGUCGAGGGCUUGCUGGAUGGCCUGCCCAUGUGGGACCCGCAUGUCAAGGCGUUCCUGCUGAUCCAGGCGUUUAUGAGCAGGGUGGAAUUGCCGAUCAGCGAUUACGUGGGUGAUCAGACCUCGGUGCUGGAUCAGGGCAUUCGCAUCAUCCAGGCGGCCAUCGAUGUCAUGACCGAGUUGAACCGGUUUGAUGCCGUGGUGCAGAUGGUCAGGUUGCUGCAGUGUAUCAAGAGCGCAAGGUGGCCGGAGGAUUAUGCAUUGAGCAUUCUGCCGGGAGUGCACGAGGUGUUUGAUCCCAAGGCCGAGGGCAAAGUGCCCAGCGAUCUCGUCACGACUGCGACGCUGGCGAGCAGGCACGGCGGCAAGACGAUCGAUGGCCUGAUGAAUGUGCUUGGCGUGAAGGCGCAGGGCGUUCGUGCACAAUUUGUCAAGGCAGUCAACUUGUUGCCGGAUAUCACGUUAACUGCCGGUGGCGAUUCGGAUAAUCUGCAGGUUACGAUGAAGAGGGGGAAUCGGCUGCAAGAUGCACAGGCACGAAUUUAUGCGCCGAAGUUCCCCAAACCGCAGACAGAAGGCUAUUUCGUGCUCGUGAUGCCUGCGGGAUCAAAGGGGGCAGGAGAAGGUGCCAGAGCGGAUAUUCUUGCGUUGAAGAGGGCGAAUUGGUCGAUGAUGAACAACAAGCAAGGCCAGAGUAGGGCUCGGGAGGUCAGCCAUACGAAGCUCAAGGUGCCAGUACUGGAGGGGACGGAUGGCGGAGAAGUGAAGGUGGACGUUCUGGUGAUGAGUGAUGCUUAUCCUGGUAUGGAGUGGUGGUUGGAGAAUGUGGUUGUGCCUGUGGCCCAGUCGAAGGCUGUUGUGCAGACCGUCAAGGUCAAUGUCGAUGAGACUUUGACGAAGAAGAAGGGGGUUUAAGGUGUGAAAGGUAGAAAAAGGGAAAGCAGAUGACACUUUGACGAAGAAGAGAGGGAGUUGAGGUUUCAAAAGUAGAGAAAGAGAAACCAGAACGAGCCUGGCACGUAGGUGGCUGGGCGAUAGCGACAACAAUACUACUAGUAUGUAGAUGCAAUUGAAUCAAAUAGCAAAGCGGAA
Molecule: messenger RNA, 6361 nt
Organism: Exophiala xenobiotica
Lineage: Eukaryota; Fungi; Ascomycota; Eurotiomycetes; Chaetothyriales; Herpotrichiellaceae
Exons: 1
Coding region: 92-6184 (2030 amino acids)
Molecular function (GO): ATP hydrolysis activity; ATP binding; nucleic acid binding
Source: RefSeq, a predicted model, not a curated record